This is a messenger RNA of Talaromyces atroroseus, 858 nucleotides long. RefSeq names its product High osmolarity signaling protein sho1. NCBI's taxonomy places the organism in Eukaryota, Fungi, Ascomycota, Eurotiomycetes, Eurotiales, Trichocomaceae. The transcript is spliced from 4 exons. Gene Ontology annotation, biological process: regulation of actin filament polymerization. The record is from RefSeq and is a predicted model, not a curated record. Gene Ontology annotation, molecular function: protein binding. The coding region runs from base 1 to 858 and encodes 285 amino acids.
AUGGCUCGAUUUAAUCCUAGUAACAUCCUUGGCGAUCCUUUCGCGUUAGCCACUGUCUCUAUAUCCGCUCUUGCGUGGAUCAUUUCUUUCGUCGCUUCCAUCGUCGCCAAUGUUCAGACUGACUUCCCUAAUUAUGCCUGGUGGGCAGUUGCUUACAUGUUCUGUUGCAUCUGCGGCAUCGUCGUCGUAAUUGGUUCGGAUACUAGCCUGUCUUAUGGCGUUGCGGUUGUCGGAUAUCUUUCCUCGGGGCUCGUCUUUACUACUCUGGCUGUAAACUCGUUGGUUUAUCAACCGCAAUCCUCCAAACAGGCUGCCGCCGCUGGCUUCAUUCUGCUAUCCAUGGUGAUUAUUAUCUGGAUAUUCUAUUUUGGCUCCACGCCACAGGCAAGCCACCGCCGAACAAUCGACUCGUUCGCAUUGAACAAAGAAGGUGUUGCUUAUCACAACAGCCGCCCUGUGUCCAAUGCAUUCGGUAAUCGUUCGGCAACCAAUGUUAGCCAACCCCCUCAGAUGUACACUUCAGCCCAGCUCAGUGGCUUUGAGACGUCAUCGCCCGUAUCAGGCUUCCCUGGCGGGCCCCCAGGCUCAGACAAGCGCAACACUACCACCUCCGCAUUUGGCGCCGUGAACGGCAGUGGCAAUGUCGAAGCUUCGAAUGAAAUUAGCCAGCCGACGGAGUAUCCAUAUAAGGCCAAAGCCAUUUACUCGUAUGAAGCGAAUCCCGACGAUGCCAAUGAAAUCAGCUUCACCAAGGGCGAGGAACUAGAGGUAUCCGAUGUCAGUGGUCGGUGGUGGCAAGCACGGCGAGCAAACGGAGAGACGGGCAUUGCUCCGUCGAAUUAUCUCAUUUUGCUAUAG